GUUUACCUGCUCCGUUUGGCCAAAUGUGGGCCGAGAGAAGAUUGGCUUUGGUCAAUGUCCUUCUUUCCAAAAGAUUACCUUAUUUCUGCAGGAAGUUGACUGACUUAUUUCCUUCUGCAGAAUGUUGAGGAUUUAUGGCUAGAUAAACACUCAAUGUAUUUGAAUUCUCUGGUACAGUACUGUAUUUGCUUUGCUCAGGGCACUUCGUUUAUCAGGCUCUACUCGUGGCAUGAUAAUAAUGUACCUGCUAUGCAGGUGGGAAAUAUGUCAAAAUUGCACGUCCUUGAUUUGUAUUGUAAGUUCUUAAGUUAAACCUUGAAAUUCUGGUUUUGCAAGAUGCGACUGGGGUUUUCCGCCUCUGUUUCCUGGUGUGGUAUCGUUAUAAGGCUCUGUCAUGUUUUGUCUACGAGUCAAAGCCGAAGGGACUCAGCAAAGGUCUGAAGGGUUGAAACAACGGAAUGGCAGAGUGUUCAGCUGCGGGAAAACUAUCCCUCUCCCUGCGAGUACACAACGAUGGCUAUCUCCAUGUAAAGAAUCGGAAGGACAAGGAAUAUAAGAAACAAUGGACGGUUCUAAAUGGGGACGUUCUAAAUUUCUACUCAGACAAACACGACAAGGCACCAGGGCAUGUGGGCAGGAGAAACGGUGAAUAUCAUCUACACAAGUACGGAGAAAAAAUUUACUUGAAAUCGCCGCUCACCCUCACCACCAAGUACUUGACGAAAAUUGGCAGCUCUACCGCCAAAAUGACACUCAAGACUGGCACUACAGAAGUCAAGUUGAGGGCGGACACGAUGGACUGCAUGGAAUUGUGGAGAGUGUUCAUGCUUGCAGUUACGGAGUUAAAGGUGCCGGAAAAAUCGCGCCUGCCCUUGGAACAUUUGCACCGGGUGCACAAAGCCAUAGCGACCGAGAAGAGGGCGAGGCUGGCUGAUCCUGAAUCACAGCUCUCCUUCAGCGGGCCAGGCCCAGAGACCCCAUCACAUUCACUGCCGCCACUACCUGUACCGAAGCCACAAUUACCCCAACAAUCACCUCUGGUGAGGCCAACGGAAUGCGCUACGUCAGCGGAGACAGACGGUGCAAAUAUCUAUUCAGAAGAUUUGCUGUAUCCCAGAUGCUUCUACAAAGUGGAUCGCGUGGAGGCUGAGAAAAUGCUGCAAGAGCAUCCGGAGCUGGGCAACCUUCUCAUCCGCCCAGCCACCAAUAACGAGGACUACUCGGUCUCAGUUUGCCACUGGCAGCCUCUGAACCGGCCUCAUCGACCACAACACUACAAAGUAACACAUAAAAAUGAUCGAUACAUCAUUGAGCUGACUAAAAAAGUGGAGGUCAAUUCGCUGCAGGGAGUAGUAGACCAUUUCGUCAAAGCCACCAACGGCAUGCUGACACCAUACGUCCAACAAGCCGAGAAUGUUAUUUACGAAGACGCCCUGGAAUCUGAAGUAUAUAUGGAGCUGUUUGUAGGCGCAGAGAGCGAACCGAAUUCUACGGGAGAGCAACUGUCAGCUAAUAAGCUGAAACCAGUUUUGCCACCGGACAUGUUACCCACAGAUAGAGCAUCACCAUCCUCAUCCUCAGCAAAUGCUAAUAAGAUGAAACCAGCUUUGCCACCAGAAAGAGUAUCCACAAAUAUAGCAGCACUACCAUCACCAUCCACAAAAAAUGCGAAUUACCGGAAAUCACUUUUGCCGUCAAAAAGAUUCUCUACAAAGACAGCACCAUCACCAUCACCGUCCUCAGAAAAUGCUGAUCAAUGGACAUCUGUGUUGCCACAAAAAAAUGUAUCCACAAUGACAACAUUGUCACCAUCACCAACCCCAGAAAAUGAUGAUAACUGGUUACCGAUGUUGCCGCCAAAAGGUGUAUCUACAAUUAAAGAAGUAUUACCAUCCCCAGGAAAUGGAAUGGAUGAACUCAAGAGGGCCAUUGAACUCAGGCGUCUGCAGCUUGAAGGAGAAUAUGAAUAGUUGGGGUCAUCGAUGAAGGCAGAUACUUGGAGAGCCAACUUGUGGACUUGUACUUUGCCAACAGAAUAGUGUUGACCUUUGCUUUACAUACAGUGCUAACUGCAAUCUGAACAACCUAGCCGUGUUUUUUUUGUUAACACACCUACACGAGACUUAUUAUUGUUUAUGGAGAAGCUGCAUCGAUUUCUCCGUGAUUGUAAAUCAUACGUCUAGCAUAUACAUGUCCGAGGUAUUGUGUAUAGAGUGAUUAUAUGGUAUAAUCAAUAUUUAACAUUGUCAUACGUUGCACACUCAUUGAUAUUGGUCGCGAAAGCCUACGUGUUAAACUUUUUGUACAUGCUGAUCAUAUGCAUAACUUUGACCUAAAAGUCAUUGAAAUGCAUCUACAUACGAGAAAAGGUGAAAAUGUGAAUGCCAUAAGCCACAUCAAAUCAAUAAAUACAAAGAACACAAAGUCUAAAGCAAGCAUUGAGAGGGUCAGAUAACAAACGAAUAAAACAUAUUCAUUAGCAAACAGUAUAUUUUUUCCUUUCAAGGUCUUGUUAUUGACAGAUGUUUUGAGCUUUUUCCUACUUGUACUUUUCCACCACUGCCAAUGCAGUAUCACCAAACAAUUUGUUGAAAUGAGAGGCCCCGGGUUCACUCAUAACCAAAAAUGGGAAGGUAAUUUUCCCCAAAUUCAACUGAAGUUCAUCUGUGGAACCGCGGUGUGAGAGUAGUGACAGCUGCUGUGACGCACACACGGUCAUUUGUAAAAAAAAAAAUAGAUUUGUAGCGAGGACUAAAUCCACCCAACGGAGGAAUAAGGCAAUACGUACUGCUGAUCAAUCUUCUAAUUAUGUAUACAAACGCAAUAUGCAUUACCAUGGAGUGUCAUGAAUGAAAGAAUAUGUAUUAGCCGAACUCGAUUCUUUGUUACCACAUAUAAAUACAAAAUAUUAUCUGCUUAAACGAAUGCUUCUGGACACCGUUGGUCUGAAAAGCCAAGAGGGCGAUGAACAGCAACAAACUUUCUAUAUGAAUGUUGAAGGUUGUUUAGGCAUUAGAUGGUUAUUUAGGCAUUGGUUUUAAGCUGUUGAAAUUACUUUGGUGCCACCGUGCAAUGGUUCUUGAUGGGCAGCCUCUAAGGCUGUGGAGCCGACGGAAUGAUGGGGCACAUGGUCAACUCAUGCUCAUUAAGACCGUUGAAUGGGGGCAAACUAAAGAUGCCCGGAUGGCUUAUGAGUAAAAAUGCAGUUUCCAAUUGCCCUUACAAACAGAUAUUGUGUGACGGAUUACAUGCUGCUUUAUUGACAACACGUAAAUACAAUAUUCAUGACAUGUGUCCACAAUUAUUGACACUGAAUGUUAUUUUGAAUGUCAAGGCCGCGACAACGUUUUACAGCAUUAUAUAAAAUGUACGACUAGUAUUCUCUAUAUAACCGUUGUGUGCAGUGCAUACCAUGUUUGUUGAACAGGAGAGACCAACAUAGGUUUUUUCAAUAACAAAUAAUUCCUAAUUUGUGACGUCAAUCUUUAAUUCCAUUCCAUUUUAAUUUCAUAAUAUAUCGCUUCUCAAGUUGAACAAUCAACUCCAGUCAUAAUUGUGCAGUAAUUGAAUUAGCCUUGCACACAGCCCUCAACAAGUCUCAUACAUUCACGCAAGGACGAUUAUUCAUUAACUGCUGGAAUCAAGCCACUGCCCCCAAUUAAAUAAUGAUAACUUUACAAUCUGCAAGAAUAUUUGAAGGUGUUUAAAAACUAUAUUUUACCGCAAUUUGUAUUAAAUAAAUAACGAUUAUGUCUAGUCAUAUACAUUUGUAAUUGUUUCUUAUGUCGGUCACGUUCUAAUUAUAUCAGGCUAAUGCAGUACUGUUCCGUAAUUUGACCUUGCAAUUACUCUUUUCAGUAUUUUUAUAUUUUAAUAUAACUUUAAAACAUGUAUUAAUUAACUGCCAUAAAAAGAACAAUGUAAUUUAACAAGAUAUACAUUUCAUAAAAGAGAUGACAGCCAAUGAUCAGGACUUACACAUCCGAGGCAACACAACCGAGGGCAACGUCUACCAUGGAUAUGGAGCAAUGAGAUCGUCUCAAGUGUAGCAGCUCGAAAUAUCGUGUUUGAUGCAGGAGGAUAAUUCAUACAAUUUCCCACUCUUUCAAAUAUAAAACACCAUAAUUAUGUUUUUUGCAGUUUAUAUUUUCUUAAAGAAAAACACUUGUCAUAAAAUUCAUCGUUAAAUCUGUGUUCGUAAUAAAACGGCAAAUAGGUUGUUUCGUGAAAUGGGAUACUUACGCAGUUGUUUAUAAUUCACUGAAGUAUUUUUUAAGAUUCAAUGUAUGCGAUUUAAAUACUUAAUUAGGAAUCCAGAGAAAAUAUUACACGCUUCAAUAAAAUAGCCUCAUAAUUCGUAAAUGUGUUAUAAAAUCCAAACACUCUUUGAAAUGUUUUAAACCAUAAAACAAUUAAUUGUUAACAAAACAUGUUCCAUCAACUUACCCAAUCAACGUAUAAAACUUCUAAAGGGCCAUUUUUUACAUAUAUAUUUUUUUAUGAAGCGACAAUGCCUGCGUGGCGUUUCAGCACGCUAUCUAUGUGUUUCAGCACGCUAUCUAUGUGUUUCAGCACGCUAUCUAUGUGUUUCAGCACGCUAUCUAUGUGUUUCAGCACGCUAUCUAUGUGUUUCAGCACGCUAUCUAUGUGUUUCAGCACGCUAUCUAUGUGUUUCAGCACGCUAUCUAUGUGUUUCAGCACGCUAUCUAUGUGUUUCAGCACGCUAUCUAUGUGUUUCAGCACGCUAUCUAUGUGUUUCAGCACGCUAUCUAUGUGUUUCAGCACGCUAUCUAUGUGUUUCGGCACGCUAUCUAUGUGUCCCGUGUUGUGACCGAGAACAUACGAGGCUUGCGCCGUCCAGUACCCGGAGGUGUGACCAGCAGCUGAAAUGCAAAGAUGACAUGAAAUGUGAUAAAGGAGUACAUUGCCAUGGUCACAGAGUAAUAGAUAAGUUUACAAUGACCCCCGAAAUUGGAUGGGCUGUUCUGUUCGGAAUUGGAGCCACUAAGCAGCAGCCCUCAUGUGGUGGACCGAUAUUGAUUCGAGAAAAAAAAAGAGUUCUUAGGUUUAGGGAGUUGGGGGUCUCAGCCUGGUCACCAAUUAAUGCUCACACACACAACAUCAUUUUGCAUUACAUUUGGUUCUGCACUUAAUUCGGAUAAAUUCCGGCUUUGAUAAUUAAACGUCGGGUUGACAGUCAUGCGACGGACAUUGAUAUCGUUGGCAGGGCGGGUGGGAAAGUGCUGCCCCCUACUGUGUAAUCAGAGGUCACCUGUAGGGACCUCAGGAGUAGCUCUGUGAUAUCAACGUCUGAGGGCCACUCUUGAACAUGAAGGGUCGUAGUCUUUUACGGGAUAUCCGAAUCGAUACUUCAUCUCCUGACACGAUAACUUCAAUAGCACCAUCGGGAUAACAUUGAGCAGAAAUAUAACAUUACAAGAUUAAAGAAAUAUUAACGAUUGAAAUUGAUUGGGAGGCCUCACAGGUGUUGAAUGGGUAGGCUUAGCGAAUUAUGUUUCAGACGCCCAUUUCUCUUUACCAUGUCGACCUUUGAAGAGAGCCCAUGCAGGCACAAGUUUUUACAUGCUCAACAAAACUCUGACUCUUGACUUGUCUAUAUGGCUCCCAAAACUAACACCAAAAGUAGUUCCUCCCUCUAUGCUCACUGGUCAAGACGCUUACAGGUCAAGAAAUACGCUGCGUGGCACCGUGUGCGUGGGAGACAAACGUCAGACAUCGUGCUGAACAACGAGCGGUACAACACGGUCACGCGGCAGAGCUUCUGCAGCGCAGCCGUCACGACCUACGCAGGAAAUGGACACAAACCGUGCACUGUGGUCUCUGCAUGCCUUAGCCUGCACUUAGGCGCAAACAGGGGGGGGGGACGUUAUAGGGAACUCAAUCUCAAUGGGACAUCUCAACGGAUGUUUCUGCUGCAAAUGCGCCAACGCAUCACACACUCUUUGGUUCUAUUCGGUAAAGUCAC
This is a messenger RNA of Petromyzon marinus (sea lamprey), 5986 nucleotides long. RefSeq names its product signal-transducing adaptor protein 1-like. Gene Ontology annotation, molecular function: signaling adaptor activity. The record is from RefSeq and is a predicted model, not a curated record. NCBI's taxonomy places the organism in Eukaryota, Metazoa, Chordata, Hyperoartia, Petromyzontiformes, Petromyzontidae.